Messenger RNA from Haliotis rufescens (red abalone), 1526 nucleotides. Its product is annotated as rhodopsin, G0-coupled-like. Lineage: Eukaryota; Metazoa; Mollusca; Gastropoda; Lepetellida; Haliotidae. The transcript is spliced from 6 exons. Gene Ontology annotation, biological process: G protein-coupled receptor signaling pathway. Gene Ontology annotation, molecular function: G protein-coupled receptor activity. The coding region runs from base 170 to 1258 and encodes 362 amino acids. Gene Ontology annotation, cellular component: membrane. The record is from RefSeq and is a predicted model, not a curated record.
UCCAGUAUUGAUCGGACAGGUCACGUGGUCGGGCUCAUUCAGAUUAACUCUACUAUGAAUCUGUUGUCAGUUAGAGGUACGACUGAAGGUAUUCAUUGAUGGAAGUUAUCUCCCGAACAUAAGCCGGAAUAAGAAAGACGGGCAGCAGAGUGUCAUAUGAAUCUUCAAGAUGAACGGCGAGGGAAGCUUCAACAGUUCUCAGGUGGUCAUCACAGAAAAGCUUUCCUCACAAGGUUACAUGGCCACUGGAAUAUAUUUGACAGUUUUGGGUGUGGUGGCGUUGUUUGGAAACACCUGUGUGAUUCUGGUUGUUUUGAUGAAGCGGAUGCUAUGCAAGAGUUUCAACCACCUCAUCCUCAACCUAGCCCUGGCGGACCUCUGUGUCGGCAUCAUAGCCUAUCCCAUGACAGCGGCGUCUGGAUUCGCUGAAAGAUGGUUGUUUGGCGAAUUUGGCUGCAUCUUCUCUGCUUACAUCAUCUUCUUGCUCAGCAUGGUCAGCAUCAACACUAUGCUCGUCAUCGCCAUCUUCAGAUACACCUUCGUCUGCAAGCCACAAUAUAACUACCUUACAAACGUCGAAUAUAUGAAAUUCGUCAUUGGUGGAAUUUGGGGCCAUGCCCUCAUCUGGACGUCGUUGCCUCUAGUUGGUUGGAGCAGCUAUACAUUGGAACCCUACGGAACUUCCUGCACCUUAAACUGGCAGGGGACUUCGCUCUCAGAUUUCUCCUAUUCAAUAUCAUCACUGGUGACGUGUUACAUUAUUCACAUUGUCAUCAUCACCUUCUGUUACGUUAAGAUAACGUUUAAGGCAAGGUCCCUGCGUUUUGGACUCACAUCAAAUGAAAGGUUUCUAGAGAUGGAAAAGCUACUGGUGUUCCAGAAGAUGCAAGUUGAACGAAACGUCACUAUGAUAUGUAUUGUGAUGGUGACAUCCUAUCUCACAGUGUGGACUCCUUAUGCACUGUUCUCCCUUCUGUCUGUGCUGAGGAUAAAAGUACCAGUCGCUGCCUCGUGUCUUCCAACCAUGUUCGCUAAGCUCAGUUGUGCCUUGAACCCCAUCAUCUACACAGUCGGAUCCAGUAGAUUCAGACAUGCCUUAGCCUCAGUCGUGCCGUGCUGCAGACCAUCGAGCAGACUACGGACCAGGUCGGGAGCCCUCAAGUACAGACACACACGGUUUACCACUAUCGUGAACACCAACGAUUCUUGUGUUGGUCAUGAUCAAGUCAGAACAAGUAUUGCAGGCAGGAACAAGUAAUUUAUAUGUGUUGUGUUGAGAAGGUGUGUGAUAGAUGGAUGAUGUGAGUUUGUGAGUAAAUAUUGCAUGACACCGCAUCAGCAAUCUUGCAGCCAUUUGCGAUGGAAAAAUGUUUUGAUGAUAGAACGCGAUUCCCGGACCAAAACGUUCGGUGCCGGAUAUACUGUACACGCUUUUUGAGCAGAACUUCAUCUGGAAGAGAUGCGCUAUUGAAAUUCAUUGUUUAUCAUUACACUUAACUAAAGUGCUAACAAUAAACCUAUAAGUU